Molecule: messenger RNA, 3738 nt
Organism: Lodderomyces margitis
Lineage: Eukaryota; Fungi; Ascomycota; Pichiomycetes; Serinales; Debaryomycetaceae
Gene: SMC1
Product: cohesin subunit
Exons: 1
Coding region: 1-3738 (1245 amino acids)
Biological process (GO): sister chromatid cohesion
Cellular component (GO): cohesin complex; nucleus; chromosome
Molecular function (GO): DNA binding; ATP hydrolysis activity; ATP binding
Source: RefSeq, a predicted model, not a curated record
AUGGGAAGAUUAUUAGGUUUGGAGCUUAACAAUUUCAAGUCAUAUCGUGGCAAUACCAAGAUAGGCUUUGGGUCGUCGUCGAAUUUUGUAUCGAUUAUAGGACCCAAUGGUUCAGGAAAAUCAAAUAUGAUGGAUGCUAUAUCUUUCGUGUUAGGUUUGAACUCAGCACAAUUAAGAUCAAGGCAAAUAAAAGACUUGAUAUAUAGAGGAAGAAGAGACACAUUAGGCGAUUUGGAUGACACUGCUGUUGAUAUUGAACAAGACCCAAGAUCAGCAUAUGUCCUAGCUGUUUAUGAAAAAGACAAUGGAGAAAUCUUGCGAUUGAAAAGAUCUAUUUCAGCGACCGGAAGCACUGAUUAUCAGAUUGACGAUCAGUCUGUGACAAAGCUCAACUAUACAGCUACAUUGAAGCAAGAAAAUAUCCUCGUCAAGGCAAGGAACUUUCUCGUAUUUCAAGGAGACGUUGAACAAAUCGCGUCGCAAAAUCCAAAGGACUUGUCUGCUAUGAUUGAACAUAUCAGCGGAUCCAACGAAUACGUCGAUGAAUAUGCACGUUUAAAAGACGAAAUGGACAAAGCCCACGAAGUCACCAACGAAGUAUUUUCGAGAAAGAGAACUUUGAAUUCAGAAUCGAAACAGUACAAGGAGCAAGCUUCUGAACAGCGUCAAUUUGAAAAGAGUCUUGUAUUGAGAAAUGAUCUCGUAAAGAAGCUCAACUUGUAUCAAUUAUAUCAUAAUGAAAACAAACACCAUAAAUUGAAUGAUGAGAUCAGGUCAAAGCAAGACCAAUUGAAGGAUAUGAAGAAUGCUCUUGCAAAGAAAGAACAAACUUUCAAGUCCUUGACGUCGGAGUACUCGAAAACAGCUCUUGAAUUAAAAAACUACACCAAACAAAUUGAGCAGUCAAACCAGAAAGUAGAAUCCACCAAACGAGGUUUGAUACCGGUUGAAUCAAGCAAGGCAUCAUUGUCGUCGAAGAUUAAAUCUCUGGAAAACAAGGUGUCUGAUUUGGAGGUCGAUAUUGCUUCACAAAAGGCACAAAUCAAGAGUCUCGAAAAACAACUUCGUGACAGCAAAAAGUUGUUUAAAGAUUUUGAGGAACAGGUCAGAGUUUCCAUUUCUGCCUCAUCUAAACUAAAUAUUCCUGAGGAUGGCCAAGAGGAAUAUGAGAAGCUUAGAGCUGAGUAUCUAGCAGCAAGUGGAUCUGAACUAGAGGAGCAAAUUUCGUUAUUAGUUAACGAAAAGGACUCUUUGACAAUCAAAGAGAAAAGUUUAACGAGUCAAAAGUCUAAUACCGAGUCGAGGAUGCAAGAUCUCCAGUCGAGUCUCAAUUUGGAGUUAAAAUCAAAGUUGAAUGACUUGGACAACGAAAUCAGUCAAGUCUUGAACAAGAAGAGAGAAAAGAAUGACGUCAGAAGCAAGCUCAUCGAGCAAAAGGAUGUAUUUAAUCAAAAAGAACUUGAGAUUAAUACAGAGCUCAAGGAAGUUUUGUUGAAGUUGGAAGAUUUGUCGUCGCAACAACGCGCAUCUAACAAACAGAAGAAAUUACGAGAAAACAUAUCCACACUCAAAAGAUUACUUCCAGCUGGGUCUAUCAAAGGAUUAGUACAUGAAUUAGUCAGACCUGCUGAACAGAAAUACGAAUACGCUUUGCUGACAAUUUUGGGACGAAACUCUGAUGCAAUAAUAGUGGAAACUGCUGCGAUUGCCUACAGAUGUAUUGAUAUUUUAAAGGAAAGAAGAGCAGGUGUGGCUACAUUUAUCCCCUUGGAUUCGGUCGAGUUUGACCCAGUUAACUUGAGCUACUUGCGGUCAAUUAGCGACUCUGCUGUACCAGGAAUGGAUAUUGUGGAAUACGAGGAUAAGUUACUUGGGCCAGCAGUGGAGUAUAUUGUUGGUAACUCCUUGGUUGCGGAUGAUAUUAAUGUGGCUCGAUCAUUAAGAUGGAACUCAUCCAAGAAGUUUGAAAACAAAAUUGUGACAUUGCAAGGGUCUGUUAUUCACAAAUCGGGUCAAAUGACAGGGGGACAACAGACGCGUAAAUCUUCUGCGAAUAUCAGUUGGGAUAAACAAGAAUGGACCAAGUUGAACGAUAGAAAGGAGAGCUUGUUGUCCGAGGUUUUGAAGUUGCAAGAGACUAGACCAAAGGAAUUGGAAAUCAAUUUGUUGGCAGAUGAAAUUAGCCAGUUGGAUGAUAAGCUACCAAUUUUGAAGAAUCAGAAAGCUUCAUUGGAUAGGGCAAUUAACGAUAAAAUCAGCGAGAUAAAUUUUCAAAAGGAACAGUGCAAGACAUAUGCGGAGUCUUUGGAGAAAAUGAGAACAGAGUUCAAAGAAAUUGGUGCCAAGAUUGCAAAGUUUGAAAAAGAAAUUAAAAAGCAAAAGUCCGUGAUCUACAAAGACUUUUGCAAAAAGUGGGGGAUCAAAGAUGGCAUAGAAAAGUAUGAGGAAUUGCACGGAACCGCAUUGAGAACGAGAGCGAAGGAAAGAGCCUUGUUUUUGAAAUCUAUUUCUGUCUUGCAAAAUAGAUUAGACUUUGAGACAAGCCGUUGCGAGGAAACAGAAUCACGAAAGAGUUCCAUCACGAACCAAAUUGUAGAUUUGAGAGAAGAGUUGGAAAACGUGGUUGAAGAGAAACAAAGAUUGGAAGAAAACCUUGACAAUGUUCAAGCCGAGAGUGAAAUCUUACGAAAAGAGCGAAAGAAGGUUGCGCUGCUAUUGGAGACAAAAAUGCGUUCAUCCAAAUUGGUUGAGAAUGACGUUGCUGAAGCCUCUCUGGAAGUGACAAAUCUUACAAAAGAGAUUAUUCAAAAGGAAGAGACGUUGUUAAAGGUAGAUUCGAUCAGGGCCAAUAUCUUGAAACACUGUAAAAUACAGAAUAUAAUUUUACCGUUGGAUGCAGGUGACCUAGAUUGUAUUUCCAUGGGCGAAGACUCGGAUGAGAUCUUAGGGGAGAUUUACAAAAUAGAAAUUGAUUACGAAAUGCUUGACCAAAAAUAUAAGGAUACAUUUAGUCCCAAAUUGGAAGCUGAACUCGAGGUGAUGCUUCAGAAUACCAUUGAGAGUUUGGAGAAAUUGACGCCAAAUGCCAAGGCAAUGGAAAGGUUCAAAGAAGUGGAAAACAAAUUGAGAGGUUAUGACAAGGAUUAUACAGUUGCUCGCCAAAAAGAAAGAAAAGCGGCAGAUAGGUUUAGGGAAAUUAGCGAAAAGAGAUACGACAAAUUUAUGGAAGCCUUCAACCACAUAUCUGGCUGUAUUGAUGCCACAUACAAGGAAUUGACCAAAUCCAACUUGUCUCCGAUGGGUGGGUCAGCAUUCUUGAUCUUAGAAGAUGAAGAUACACCAUAUUUGUCAGGCGUAAAGUACCAUGCUAUGCCUCCUAUGAAAAGGUUUCAGGAUAUGGAAUUAUUGUCUGGUGGUGAAAAGACAAUGGCGGCGUUAGCGUUACUAUUUGCUCUCCAUUCCUUCCAGCCUGCGCCAUUCUUUGUGUUGGAUGAAAUAGAUGCAGCUUUGGAUAACAGCAAUGUUGGCAAGAUUGGCAAUUAUAUUAAAAACCAUGCUGGACCAAACUUUCAAUUUAUUGUUAUAUCAUUGAAAAACAAUUUGUAUGAAAAGUCUGAUGCAUUAGUGGGCAUAUACCGCGAGCAAAGACAAAAUAGCUCCAAGACGGUAACGCUUGAUUUGAGUGAGUAUCCUGACGAGGAUAUGCCAUUGCAGGGUAAUCCAGUUGCCGCGGCUUAG